GCGCACCCUCAACAUAUAAAUAGCAAGACACGCAAUCAACUCCCUAACCAAAUUCAGCUCCAAUUCCAAACCCACGAAAUGGAAAGCCCAACCGCCAAAUUCCACCACCACCGCCACCUUCUCCUCCUCUUCCUCCUCCUAAUCGCCGCCGGAAAAUUCAAAUUCGCCGACGCAGCGCAGCGGAAGAUCCACAUUACGGACGAGCUGGACGACGUCGUCGACGACGAGGAGGACGACGACUGGAGACAAUGGGGCGCGGCGAAGCGACCCGACUUCGACCCGCCGCCGCCCACCGACUUCACCAAAAUGGGCGAAAUGAGGGAGGAAAAUAUGAUGGGGCCUGUUUUCGGAUUCGUUAAACUCCGACCCGGAACUCGUCGGACUUCGGAGAUGGUAUCAGAAAUGGCUAUGAAAUGGACCAAGGUGGCAAGAACCGGAGCAACGGAGGCCAGGUUCAGCGCCGUUGAUCUCAGCACGGUCAUGUUCACCAUGCCAAAAGGUCGAAACGUUUUGGAGUUAAAAGAAUACCUGUUGAGCCAACCGGAGGCUUAUGAGAUCAAGAUAGGCGACCAGCUCUUCAGAAGACCGGGAGAUCCUACGUUCGAUGAAGUUUUUCACAAGCUCCAGAUGGAGAAGGCUAAAAGCUCCGAUGCCAACACCAUGAACGACGAGAGGCAUCACGAGCUUUAGCAACAGAGAACUACUGCUGUCCCUUAACAGCUCUCCUACUAGAUGAGUGAAUAUUCUCGUUAUUUCUACUGACCAUAUAUGACUCAUUUCAUCUUCCCUGCCUUGUAAAAUGUUUACAUUCUCAAUUUUUAUUACACUUUCCUCUGUUUGUGUCA
This is a messenger RNA of Salvia miltiorrhiza (redroot sage), 845 nucleotides long. RefSeq lists its product as uncharacterized. The transcript has 3 exons. The record is from RefSeq and is a predicted model, not a curated record. Bases 79 to 690 code for a protein of 203 amino acids. NCBI's taxonomy places the organism in Eukaryota, Viridiplantae, Streptophyta, Magnoliopsida, Lamiales, Lamiaceae.